CACACUCCUCCUCGCCUUUUCCCGAGGAGCAGCAGCAGCAGCCGCCGCCGUCGCGCACGCAGGAGCUGCCGCAAUGACAGCCGGUGCAGCAGCUGGGCAGCGGCCGCCGGCGUGAAGGGGGGGAGACCCGUGGGCGCCAUUCCAAGAUGAACGCCUCCCUGGAUGGCAGCAGCCCUCCCGGCAACGGGAGCGGCGGCGGCGGUGACAGCGGCGGGAGGCCCUUCUGCCUGCUGGCAUCCGGCUACCCGGACAACCUGGACGUCUGCCUGCUGGAGGUGAUCAUCAUCGUCUUCCUCACCGUCCUCAUCAUCUCGGGCAACCUGGUGGUCAUCUUCGUCUUCCACUGCGCCCCGCUGCUGAACCACCACACCACCAGCUACUUCAUCCAGACCAUGGCCUACGCCGACCUGCUGGUGGGCGUCAGCUGCCUGGUGCCCUCCCUCUCCCUGCUCCACCACCCGGUGGCCUUCCUGCCGGAGUCGCUGGUCUGCAAAGUCUUCGGCUACGUGGUCUCGGUGCUGAAGAGCGUCUCCAUGACCUCGCUGGCCUGCAUCAGCCUGGACCGCUACAUCGCCAUCACCAAGCCCCUCACCUACAGCACGCUGGUCACCCCCUGCCGCCUGCGCACCUGCAUCCUGCUGCUCUGGCUCUACUCGGGCGCCGUCUUCCUGCCCGCCUUCUUCGAGUGGGGGAAGCCCGGCUACCACGGGGACAUCUUCCAGUGGUGCGCCGACUUCUGGGACACCCGAGCCGUCUUCACCCUCUUCAUCGUGGUCAUGCUGUACGCGCCGGCCGCCUUGGUGGUCUGCUUCACCUACUUCAGCAUCUUCCGCAUCUGCCAGCAGCACACCCGGGAGAUCAACGAGAGGCGGGUGCGCUUCAGCUCCCAGGAAGGGGAGGCAUCCGAGGGGCAGCCGUGCCCCGACAAGCGCUACGCCAUGGUCCUCCUGCGCAUCACCAGCGUCUUCUACAUCCUCUGGCUCCCCUACAUUGUCUACUUCCUCUUGGAGAGCUCCUCGGUUUAUCACAACCGCCUGGCCGCCUUCCUGACCACUUGGUUGGCCAUCAGCAAUAGCUUCUGCAACUGUAUCAUCUACAGCUUGUCCAACAGUGUCUUUCAGAAAGGGUUGAAGCACCUCUCGGGUGCCCUUUGCACGCCUUGCGCCCGGCACCGGGCGGCCAAGGACUCCUCCGCCUCUCGCAGCAAAAGACCUUCCAACGGGUGUCAUGCCUGACGGGGGGGGGCUGGCUUGCUUUCUCUCCCCCACCUCCCACUCCCCUCUCCCCGAACUCAGGACCUCCAGAUGUGCAAAAAGAAAUACGCUACUGAUCUCAAAAGGAUUUCCACCAGCACGUGGGGCAGCUGCCGGGUUUCUGGGUUCCAAGUCCCCGGUGCGAAGCAGGAAACAGUCCACUUUGACCGGGAGGGGAGGGGAGGGAGGGUCUUUCCCUCUUUUUCUUGGAGUGACUCAACGGAUGGUCUCCAGUGCCGGCCAAAAGACCCUCCAGUUGUUCCUCGCCUCUUCGCCCUGAUGUUUGGAGAUCUGUGCUCUUUUGUCUCAAGUGCAGGAGUGUGGUUUAAAUAGUGUAUUCUCUUUGAUUUGUUUCGUGCAAAUGCCAAAGUAUGUUUCAAAAAUCUUAUGGGUCCAAAUAACGAUUGUCCCCCUCCAACCCCUCACUCCCACCCACCCACCCACCCACCCACCCCACUCGCCUCGCCCAUAGCCAAUAAUUCCAGCGUCCUCUUUUCUCCUCUUAGGGUUUUUUAUAACCGUGGUUAUUCCUCUUCUCUCCCCCCCCAUCCCUUUUAGGGGUUUCCUCCUACCUACCCCCACCCUCCCCUCUGUCUCACCAGGUUGUUCAUUUGUGAUUUAAAAGUACCGUAUUUACAUUUUUCUUAAAAAAAAAAAAGAAAAAAAAAGAAUUUUUUUUGAAACGUCUGUGUAGUUAAAUGAAUGACUUCGGAGCAGACCAAAAUUAGCAACUGAAUAAAAGUGUUUCCUUUUUUUUUUUUCCUCCCCUCUCCUCCCUCUGUUUAUUUAUUUAUUUAUUGAAGCCUGCGAGGGAGAAAAAAAAAUAUUUAUUUUCUCCUUUUCCUUGUUUUCAAUUUUGUAAGGCAGCUGCUUGGGCAUGGAGUCAUUCGUUCCUAGGGACGGCUUGGCUUGUUUUGGCUUGUUUUGAGGCAGUUUCUCAAAACAAAUUUCUCUUUCGAUAUAUAUAUAUAUAUUUCUAAGUUCCUGAUCGCUGUGAUAAGGAAAGCAAAAAAACCCCAAAACUUUGGGAAAAACCGAGUUAAGGCGAUGUUUACGGUUGGGAUCGUGACUGAAAACCCCGAAAGUUUUGAAAUCUGUUGAAAAAAGGCUUCUCGGUUUUGAUAACGGUGAAAUGCAAAAUUGUGCGUUUGGGUGUGUUUGGGUGUACUUACCUAUCCAUUUUAAGAAAGCAGCCAGGUAUUCAAUCUUGAUUCAAAUUCUACUAGGAUACAUCUGAGGCACUGCCUGCAUUGGGGUGGAAAAAAAAAUACGUUUUUUUGUAUUCAGGCUACAUUGCUGAGGUUAAUCAACCAACCAAGCCAUCUCUGCAAAAUACCCACUUUUGAUCUAGAGAGAAACUGGCCCAAUUUCUCACUAGAUUUGAGGCUGCUGAGAGUUGCCAGAUGCCAGUAACUACAAGCUACAAGCUAAGAAAACUACAAAGGGGGAAGCCGGCUGCUAGUCCGUAAGUUUAAUAUGGAACUGCUAGGAACAGGAGCAGUCUACCUCCGAAUACCAAUUGCUGCAGGGGAUUGGUUGUCACGCCCCCCCGAGAAGAGUGGCUUUUCUUCGCCUGCCCAUUGUUAAGAAACGGGAUGCAGUGCCAAACGGGAGUUUUAAUUUAAACAAGUCUUCCUUUUUCUUUUUUCUUGUUCCCUUAUUUUUUUUAAAACUUGCCAUUUUAAAGGCCAAUCCUGGAAGUUCAGCUUGCCAAGCAAACUUUAACCUCGCCUCUUUCUCCGUCUCCCCCCACCCCCACCCCCCAAAUCUGCGGACCGGCCACUGAGAUCUGGCUAGGUCUUUUUUCUUUCUUUCCCCAAACAGAUCCCCAGUGCAUGUUUUAAUUACUUGCUUCCCGAUGACCGAGCUUUAAAUCGCAGGAUAAGCUUGUCUCUCUUGGUCGCUGCUUGAACGAACGGAGGAGCUUGCGUCUGUGUGAGAUGAGCAUUUGCCCGUUUAUCCCCAAGAAGGAAGGGGAAUUUAUUAUUAUUAUUAUUUAUUAAAUUUGUAUACUGCCCUUCUCCCGAAGGACUCAGGGCGGUUUGCGUUGGGCAAGGGGAAGAAACUUUAACAUGGCUGCGAAGACCUUUCAAAACUACACAUAAUGGCCAGGUUCAUACAACUUCUUUAGUUCAAGCUAAAAACAGGAGAGAAAACGCAUGGCCAUUCUCUGCCGUUGCCUCUUGCCUUAACCUUGUUUGUCUGGGUCUUGCCUGUUAUGGGAACCCUUCAUAAGUGUCAUUUUUAAAAAAAACGUUAAAAUUUUAGAGACUUGGCACGGGUCCAGGGCUGUGCUUGGAUCCAAACACCGUAAAUGAGGCUCGGGGACUAAGACGCUGAGCUUUGUCGAUCAGAAAGGUCGGCAGUUCCACGGUUCAAAUCCCUAGUACAGAUCUUCUGUGAGAGCAGGGGGGUUGGGCUAGAUGACUUCCAAGGUCCCUUCCAACUCUUGUUACUGAUCCCCUUCGCUCUCCUGGCUGCCCUGGGGAGCAGAGAAGAGACACUCUAUGUGUGUAUGUGUGUGUGUGUCCCAAAAUCUCUCCGCACACCUUUGGCAGAGGCUGAUGUUUCGGGUUUGGGGGCCUGCCUUAAUAUUGAUGUACGAUUUAUUUGAUCAAAUCCAGAGAGCGCCCAUCUUGCUCGCAGAGCGAUUCCAAGAAAUAAGCCAAAGAGCCCCGAUUUUU
Molecule: messenger RNA, 3937 nt
Organism: Ahaetulla prasina
Lineage: Eukaryota; Metazoa; Chordata; Lepidosauria; Squamata; Colubridae
Gene: GPR21
Product: G protein-coupled receptor 21
Exons: 1
Coding region: 147-1235 (362 amino acids)
Biological process (GO): G protein-coupled receptor signaling pathway
Cellular component (GO): membrane
Molecular function (GO): G protein-coupled receptor activity
Source: RefSeq, a predicted model, not a curated record